AUGGCUCCACGACCACCCCUUAAGCUAAACAACCAAAAUUUGUCCCUCAUUGAGGCGACCGGUGAUGCCUCCGUGAAGAAGCUCCCCACCUACCAGCGCGGUGGCGCCGUCAAGGAAGGAAUCGUCCACGUCGGCGUGGGCGGCUUCCACCGGGCUCAUCUGGCGGUCUACGUGGAUCAAUUGAUGCAAAAGCAUGGUGUGACCGACUAUGCAAUCUGCGGUGUUGGCUUGCAGCCCUUCGACGCUGCCAUGCGCGAUGCCUUGGGAUCGCAGGAUCACCUCUACACUGUCAUUGAGCGGUCGGCCAAGGGUAGCUUUGCUCACGUCGUGGGCAGCAUCAACUCCUACCUCUUUGCACCGGACGACCGCGAGGCCGUCAUCGCCAAGAUGGCCCACCCAGAUACCCACAUUGUCUCGCUCACCAUCACCGAGAGCGGCUACUACUAUAACGAGAAUACACACGAGCUGCAACAUCAACAUCCGGACAUUCAGUUCGACCUCGACCCGGCCAACGAGAAGUCCCCCCGCACCACGUUCGGUUUCCUCUACGCCGCCCUGGCACGCCGCCACCAGCAGGGCCUCAAGCCCUUCACCGUCAUGUCCUGCGACAACAUGCAGAAGAACGGCUCCAUCGCACGCCACAUGCUCGAGUCCUUCGCCCGCCUGCGCAACCCAGAGAUCGCCGAGUGGAUUGCCCAGCAAGGCGCGUUCCCCAACGCCAUGGUCGAUCGCAUCACACCGCAGACCUCGGCCACCGACAAAACGGCCCUCGCAGACACCUUUGGCAUCGAGGACUCAUGGCCCGUCGUCACGGAGCCCUUCAUGCAGUGGGUCAUCGAGGACCAGUUCGCCGACGGCCGCCCACCAUUCGAGAAGGUCGGGGUCCAGGUGGUCCGGAAUGUGCACGACGUCGAGCAGUUCGAGAAGCACAAGCUGCGCCUGCUGAACGGCAGCCACUCGGCGCUAGGCUACCCCGGCCAGUUGGCCGGCUUCAAAUACGUCCACGAGGCCAUGGAGAACCCGCUGUUCAGCAAGUUCGUGUGGCAAAUGAUGCAGUACGACGUGAAGCCCCUCCUGCCGGAGAUUCCGGGCGUCGACAUUGACCAGUACUGCCACACGCUCAUCGAGCGCUUCUCCAACCCAACCAUCAUGGACCAGCUGCCGCGCCUCUGCCUCAACGCAUCGGGCAAGAUCCCCCAGUUCAUUAUGCCCUCGAUCGCCGAGGCGAUCUGGGUGACCGGCCCGUUCCGCCGCCUGUGCUUCGUCGCAGCCGCCUGGUUCCAUUACGUGAAGGGUGUCGAUGAUAGCGGCAAGCCGUUCGAGGUCGAUGAUCCCAUGCGCGAGGUGCUCCAGGCCAAGGCUCACGCUGGCGGGACCAACCCGGCCGAGCUGCUGAGCAUCAAGAGCCUGUUCGGUGAUGACUUGCGCGGCGACGCGCGGUUCAUCAAGGAGAUCACCACGGCGAUGGAGGAUAUUGCCCGGGACGGCGUCAUGAAGACGAUGCCCAAGUAUGUGGACUGA
Penicillium riverlandense is the source of this 1521-nucleotide messenger RNA. RefSeq names its product mannitol dehydrogenase family protein. NCBI's taxonomy places the organism in Eukaryota, Fungi, Ascomycota, Eurotiomycetes, Eurotiales, Aspergillaceae. The transcript has a single exon. Gene Ontology annotation, molecular function: mannitol dehydrogenase activity. The coding region runs from base 1 to 1521 and encodes 506 amino acids. The record is from RefSeq and is a predicted model, not a curated record.